CUAUAAUAACGGUGCUCGACGAGUUAAUUGAAUUGUAAAAUAUUUCAGCUGCAGAGCCUAUUCUUUUCUUAUAGGAAAUACGAAUAAAUAUAUUAUCUCUUAUUACUAGUGUGAUAUUACAGUUGUAAACAUAUAUUUUUGAAUCACACUAAGCAGUUACGCAAUCGGCGUGACCUUGAGACCCUACUGAGCCACGAGACCGUUUCAAUUAAGUACCGUACUCGGCAAUGCGUGUACGACGCAAUUGUAAAAUUGGGUGAGUCAAUUGUUAAUUCACGUCCUACUCAGUACAUACAGUAACACCGAACUAAAUAAAUAAAUUGAGUAUUUUUAACGUCUUUAAGUAUUGUUCGUGAUGUUACUAAACAUUACACAUCUUUUAUUCUUCUACUAGUUUUUGCCAGCGGCCUCGCCCGCGUUCACGUUCGAAAAGUCUAUGUUUUAUUCCAGAUUAUAAUCUACAUCUAUUCCAAAUUUCACAUCGAUACUUACAGCCGUUUUGACGUGAAGGAGUUACAAAUAAAUAUACAAACUCAUUCAUAAUAUUAGUAGGAUUAGGUUGGCAAAGAUUAACUGAAAGUGCCAUUUUAGCGAGAUGUAUUAUUACUUAUAUUGUAUAGAAUUAGCUUAAACUGUUAAACAUCGCGAGGACACCGGUGACCGCAACCUAUUGUUCUUUAAUUGUGUCUAUAAUGACGGUACUCAACGAGUGAAACUAAUAUUCCAAGGCUAAUCACUACUGUUAAUCUAUUUACAAGAACAAUGUUUAUCAAAGCGUACAAAAAAGACAAAUAAUGUAGGUAUAUUUAUCAAAAACCCGCGUGAUAAUAUUAGUACAUAAUUCGUACAACACUUUAUUAACAUAAACACCACAUGUUUUUAUCUAUCGUAGAAUUUUUUGUUAAAUUUAAUAACAAUAUAGAGGCAAGAAUUUGAUCUCAACAUCGUUUUUUCUACGUCUGUUUUAAACAGGUAUGGUAGGCCUGUCUUAAUUUAAAAAUUCCUUUUUGAUGUUACAUCAUGACAUCGCCACGCCUAUUUAUCAAAGAAAGAGAUGGAAAUACUCUACUAUUUACCAUAAUACCCAUUCAUCAAGUACCAUUUUCCUCGAUGUAAGGUUAAAUUAUACCUUUUGUCUUUCCAUGGGUUAUGUAAUGUGCCAUUUACGACACAAACAAACAUACAUGUGACUAUUGACAUUUUCGAAGUUAAUCAGAUAUUGAUAAAAAAUAUUAUAAGCCUUGAUAAACACGUUUAUUAAAAACAAAACGUAGGUAUUAUAUUUAGGUAACAAUAACAACAACAAACGUGUCUGUCCAACAAUAUAACAACAGAUCUAAUGGUUCAUUCAUUCAUUCAUUCAAUUCACAUUAUUCGGUGACUGAGUUGUGUACUCUCUGCAAUGUGCGGAAUAAACUUAUUACUAGUGAUAAUAGUGUUAUGUGGUUGUUUAUACUAUUACUUUACAAGGACGUUUAACUAUUGGAAGAAGAGAAAUGUUCGUGGACCAAAACCAACAGUCUUUUUCGGAAACAUCAAAGAUGCAGCUCUGCGAAACAAAAAUCACGGCAUUGUCAUUCAAGAGAUAUACGACAUGUUUCCGAAUGAAAAAGUCGUUGGUAUUUAUAGAAUGACGUCACCUACGCUACUGGUACGUGAUUUAGAUAUAAUCAAACAUAUCAUGAUCAAGGACUUCGAUGCUUUCACUGAUCGUGGGCUGGACUUCAGUAACCGAGGUUUAGGACAAAACUUAUUCUUUGCUGAUGGAGACACAUGGACAGCUUUAAGGAGUCGAUUUACCCCAAUUUUUACAACGGGUAAAUUAAAAAAUAUGUUUUAUUUGAUAAAUGAAGGCGCCAAUAAUUUUGUGGAUUAUGUUAGCACUGAAUGCCAAGUAAAAGAAGAUUUUGAAGUGGUCUCCCUUCUUCAAACAUACACGUUAUCUACGAUCUCAUCCUGUGCCUUUGGAAUUAGUUAUGAUAGUCUAAAUGAUAAAGUAGAGACACUAAAAAUUGUUGACAAAAUACUUGCGAGACCUAGUCAUGCACUUGAAUUAGAUAUGCUGUAUCCAGGACUUUUAAAGUCGCUUAACUUAUCCAUCUUUCCAAGAGAAGUACAACAAUUUUUCAAAAAUCUUGUGGAUCUCAUAAUCACUCAGAGGAAUGGGAAACCUUCGAACAGGAACGACUUCAUGGACUUAAUACUCGAACUUCGUGAAAUGGGAGAAAUAAAUAGCACGAAACAUGGAAACACUGCGAAGCCAAUUGAAAUAACUCCAGAAGUAAUAGCGUCACAAGCUUUUACAUUUUACGUAGCUGGCUAUGAAACCAGUGCUACUACAAUGUCGUACAUGCUUUACCAACUAGCAAUGAAUCCAGACAUUCAAAAUAAGUUAAGGGCAGAAGUUGACAAAAUAACCCAAGCUAAUAAUGAAGAAAUAACAUACGAAACCAUUAAGGAAAUGAAAUAUCUGAGCAAAGUCUUUGAUGAAACUCUGCGAAUGUAUUCGAUUGUGGAACCUCUGCAGAGAAAAGCUACAAGAGACUACCAGGUACCUGGAACUGACCUGGUAAUAGAGAAAAACACGAUGGUACUCGUAUCCCCGAGAGGUAUACACUAUGAUGAGAAAUAUUACGAUGAUCCUGAAGUAUUCAACCCUGACAGAUUCGCCCCGGAGGUGGCGGGCAACCGCCAUCCGUGCGCUUACUUACCGUUUGGAAUUGGACAACGAAAUUGUAUCGGUAUUCGGUUUGGAAAACUGCAGUCUCAACUGUGCAUAGCGAAGAUUUUAUCUAAGUUUGAAGUGGAACCUUCGAAGAAUACACCAAAGAAGUUAGAAGUGGAACCAGACAGGGUUCUCAUUGGACCAAAAGGGGGAAUACGUCUGAAAUUAGUGCCAAGAAAAAUUAAGACGUAGAUUAAAGAAGAAAUAAGGUCGAUUUUUAAGCCUGCUUCAUACGGCGGGUUACAAGAGCAACUGUCGAGCAUGGGGUCUCGGGCUAAAUUUUCCAAGCUAAGCAAAUUAUUAUUGGGCCUUUAAAAAUCCAGCUCAGCCUUUGCUGAGCAUAUUGAGCUGAGCUUUCAGCCGUCUUGUUGUUUACCUCUAAUAUCAUAAUAGCCUGGACCCUGAAAUCGUGAUAUGUCUUCUGCCUAUUCUUAAAUAUAACAAGAGACUCGUCCGUAAUUGGCAAAAAGUGAAGGUUAAAAUAUAAUACGAAUUCGAAGAAUUACUAUACUGUAAUAUUGUGUACCUAUAUUUCGUUAUAUACAUAUAGUUUACGGCACAAUAUUAUAAAUUUUAAUUUGUACUUUAGUUUGCAGAAUAAAUAAGCUAUUUUGUAGUGUUGUUGUUUUAUAUCAAAAUCAAAAUAAACCGAUGUAAUUAUAUCUAGACGCUGUUAAUAAAUAAUAACAAAUAGUUUUGUUAAAAAUACAAAGUGCAUUUAAUAGUAAAUUCUUAACACAAAAUGUUUUAAAAUAAUAAAACAAACUGAGUAAUCGAAACCUUUUGAGAGGUUGUAUUCUUAGAAAAAAGUAUUAUUAUCUAUUUAUAUACUUUGACAAAACCUGUGAAUAAUGUCGCAUUGUUGUUCAUUGAUAUUACUUAGUUUUUAGUAUAUGUAUUGUAUUUCUGCAUACAUUAAUCUUAAAUUUUGUAAAACUAAGUUACAUUCUCAGCUAAUACAAUAAAUAACAAUAGUAUAAGUAACUUAUGAAGUUUCUACAACAAUAAAAGAGUUUUGUAAUACAUAGUUGAUUAUUUUUCUUUCAAGUCUAAAGAACACAAUCUAUUGAAGUUCUGAGUGCAUUCCUAUAGUAUAGAUAUAUCAAACACUACUAAAGAGCAGACAAUGAAAGAUACAAUUCGUCUAUUUCGCAACAAAAUGAUUGCAAACAAAGUGAUUAUAAGUGUCGCGUAGCCAUCCACAUAGUAGCAAAAUGUUACAUAAAAAGAUAAUUGCGAAUGUCACAGAGAUUCAAAAACUCACUAAAAUCAACAAGUCUUCGCCAUUUGCUUCAAACAGCGAAUAGGCAUUACAAUAUCACGUAAUACAAAGCUAUUAUCUCUGAACUGUAGUUAACUUAAAACAAAUUUGGUGAUAACGCACACUAACACUGAUAA
Messenger RNA from Spodoptera litura, 4123 nucleotides. Its product is annotated as cytochrome P450 6B2-like. The record is from RefSeq and is a predicted model, not a curated record. NCBI's taxonomy places the organism in Eukaryota, Metazoa, Arthropoda, Insecta, Lepidoptera, Noctuidae. Gene Ontology annotation, molecular function: heme binding; oxidoreductase activity, acting on paired donors, with incorporation or reduction of molecular oxygen; monooxygenase activity.